Messenger RNA from Trichomonas vaginalis G3, 978 nucleotides. RefSeq lists its product as uncharacterized. The record is from RefSeq and is a predicted model, not a curated record. NCBI's taxonomy places the organism in Eukaryota, Parabasalia, Trichomonadida, Trichomonadidae. The coding region runs from base 1 to 978 and encodes 325 amino acids. The transcript has a single exon.
AUGUCAAAUCUUCAUCCAAAUUGGGAUGAUAUUGACUCUAACUCUCGUGAACAACUGAUCCAAAUGCUUAGAGAACUAGAAGUCCCAUACUUUGCUUCAGCAACAAUGAAAGAAUUAAAAUUAAUUUUACAAAAUCGCUUGGAUCCAACAAAUAAAGAUAUACAACGUCAAGUAAGAUUAAUAUUUACGGAAUCUAGAUAUAAGAAGCGCACAAGUAUUUCCAUUAAAACAAUUCGUAUUCUAUUAAUUAUUUCUAUAGCUAUUAUUGGAUUUUUUACUUUCAAUUAUAUUACAAGACCAUUACCAUAUUGCACUGGCUCAGAGAAAACAGGAACUUGCAGGCCUUGCCCGCAAUUAGCAAAAUGUUCAGCGUACAAAGCUAAAUGCGUAUCAGGAUAUUAUCUUUCUGAUUUAGGAUGCUAUCCCACACGCUAUAAAAAGAUUUUUGCUUUAGCAAAUCGUGGUGCAAAAUUUGUUCACCGUAGAGACGGCGAUUGCUUGGAACACAAAGAUCUUCUUACUAUAGAAAACUUUAACAUACUAUUUCCAGAUGUAAAUACAUCAAUUUACUCAGAAUUUCCGAAAUUUAACAUCAAAAUCUCAAAUGGAACGAUCAAAUCAACAAAACCACAAGUUACAUACGUUUGUCAGGUUAUUAAUGCCAUGGAACGUAAUCCAAACAUUGUCGGACCCAUUGCAAUUAUUAUUUUAACAAUAUUAGCUUAUACGAUCUGGAAGACACAGCAUGAAAAGGACAAAGCCAUUGCUCGUGAUCUUGCUAAGCUUGCACACAAGAUUUUAGCAACAGCCGACAAACAAAUUUACAUUUACGAUAUGAAAGUCCAACUUAGGGCCAAAUAUCGCUCAAUUGACAGGAUUUGGAAGACCAUUGUCAAGUAUAUUGAAAAUGAUUCACAUGUAAUUGUUGGUGUUAUGGGAGCAAGACAUGAUACUUAUUGGAAAUGGAACCAUGAAUAA